Molecule: messenger RNA, 4707 nt
Organism: Pantherophis guttatus
Lineage: Eukaryota; Metazoa; Chordata; Lepidosauria; Squamata; Colubridae
Source: RefSeq, a predicted model, not a curated record
GGUACCAUCUUGGCAGCAUUAUCAGUCCUGGAUACAGACACAACUCCUAUUCCUGUAGAUACCAGCAGGAAGAUGUAUACGGGCACCAUAAAUUCAUCAGAUCUGUGGAUACAAGAAACGUUUCGUGUGGACCAUCUUUUCCACGAGAUCUAUUUCCACCCAAACGGCAGCCAAGUGCGGGGCACACGACACGAAUAUAAGUUGAUACUAAAAAGGACCGUUUCCAUUACGGAAAGCCGUUCCAUCCUGCUGGAUGUCAUUGUUAAUGACACAACGUACCACGGACCGGACAAAUCCUUGACGCUUCACUUCAACGUCUCCAUCCUACCAGUCUCCAUCCAGUUCUCAAACUCGACAUAUCAGUUCACGGUGAACAGGAACGCGGCCAACUUUUCACAAAUAGGAAAACUCUGCAUUGACAACUGUAUGAAGUUUGACGGCGUCAACAUCACAUACAGCUUAGAGAGUCCAAAUGUCAGCUGCUAUGCGGUGGAGAUGGCUCAGAGCCACGGUGACAAGUGCGGAAUUCUAUACGUGAACAAUUCAGCCGUGCUGCAGAGCCCCGAGUGCAGAGAAAUCCACUACCCCGUGCUAGCUAAAGAGGACUGGAGCAGGAAGGAAGCUUACACUCAUCUUACUGUCGUGCUUGAAGGAUCACUUAUACAUAAUGAUAAGAACUGUCCAGAUUCCUGUGCUACGAGCAAAAAGCGAUCGGAGUGUGAAGAAUGUGGAGGUGUUGGAGUACUGAUGGGAAAAUGUCAGUGGAGGCAGGGAAGCGGGAAAGGAAUAACCACCAACUACUCCACCUGUACUCCAAGCAUCAAGACAUGUCCGGACGGCAUUUGCGAUGCUGUAGAAAACAAAGAUAAGAGAGUCUGCCCUCAAGAUUGCACAAAAACCAACAUUAUUGGAGGUCAUCAGAAAGGAAUUAAUGGGACUGGAAUCAAGGCAGGACAUGGCGUUUGUCACUGCUUUCCAGGAAUAAGCUGUUACUGUGCGAAAGAUGAUAUCAGGGAACCUUUUUGUGAUAUCAUGUGCAAAAUGGUGAUUGCGUGUGGUGUCGUGCUCUCCUUCAUCAUCUCGGUUGUCCUCUCUUCCUACUUCAUUCAUCGGUACCACAAGAAUGCGCCAAAAACACCCAUCGCCUCGGCAGAGAUGACCUUCCGGCGGCCGGCUCAGGCCUAUCCCAUCAACUACUCAUCCAAUAAUGUCCGUCGACCAUCGAUGGACUCCGAGAACCAAAUGUCAGUAGAUGCAUUUAAAAUACCUGAAGAUCCUAAGUGGGAAUUUCCUCGGAAGAACCUGGUGCUCGGCAAGACUCUUGGCGAGGGAGAAUUUGGAAAAGUUGUCAAAGCGACAGCUUUCCGACUCAAGGGCAAAGCUGGCUACACCACCGUAGCGGUGAAAAUGUUGAAAGAAAAUGCUUCUUCAAGUGAGCUCCGGGAUUUACAUUCUGAGUUCAACCUUUUAAAACAGGUGAACCAUCCUCACGUCAUCAGGCUGUAUGGUGCUUGUAGCCAGGACGGGCCUUUAUACUUAAUAGUGGAGUAUGCGAAAUAUGGCUCCUUGCGGAGUUUCCUAAGGGAAAGCCGGAAAGUGGGAACCAGCUACAUGGGAAGCGACACAAACAGAAAUUCCAGCUACUUGGAAAAUCCAGAUGAGCGGGCUCUCACUAUGGGCGACCUGAUCUCCUUCGCGUGGCAGAUCUCCCGUGGCAUGCAGUACCUUGCCGAGAUGAAGCUUGUUCAUCGUGAUUUAGCAGCCAGGAAUGUCUUAGUAGCCGAAGGGCGUAAAAUGAAGAUUUCUGACUUUGGUUUGUCUCGCGACGUUUAUGAAGAGGACUCUUAUGUCAAGAGGAGCAAGGGUCGAAUACCUGUAAAAUGGAUGGCCAUAGAGUCCCUCUUUGAUCACAUCUACACGACUCAGAGUGAUGUAUGGUCAUUUGGAGUGCUGUUAUGGGAAAUUGUGACCCUCGGAGGUAAUCCAUAUCCAGGAAUUGCUCCAGAGAGGCUAUUUAACCUCUUAAAAACAGGUUAUAGAAUGGAGAAACCGGAAAACUGCAGUGAGGAGAUGUACAAUUUGAUGCUUCACUGCUGGAAACAGGAACCAGAUAAGAGGCCAACAUUUGCUGAGAUCAGUAAAGAAUUAGAAAAAAUGAUGGUCAAGAGCCGGGACUAUUUAGAUCUGGCCGCUUCCACUCCUUCGGACUCUCUGCUUUACGAUGAUGGACUCUCGGAAGAAGAGAUGCCUCUUGUGGAUUGUAAUAAUGUUCCCCUCCCUCGAACUCUUCCUUCCACAUGGAUUGAAAACAAACUCUAUGGCAUGUCAUACCCGAACUGGCCCGAAGAGAGCCCUGUUCCACUUGCCAGAAGCGACGGGCCUAAGGCUGUGUUUUCAAGAUAUGCAAAUGAUAGUGUUUAUGCUAACUGGAUGGUUUCACCCUCAGCGACCAAAUUUAUGGACAGAGUUUGAUAGUUAACAGUUACUUGGUGGAAGGUAACCAAUGCAGGAAGGAGUCCCCCCUCCCCGUGUCCAAAGAGUUGACUGUCCCCUCAGCUCAUUCUUUGAGUAGCAACAACUGGUUGAAGCAAACAGGAAUUUCAAGGACGGGGAAAGGUUCCCUUUACUUUUGAAAUUUACUUAAAUUUCAAUCUACUUUUUAGUUUCUAAAAUGCGUCCUUCCCGUUUUCCCUCACGGAUGAUGAACAGUGUCGCAGAUUUUGAUCCCAACUCUCUAUAAAGUCCUAAAAAGUGGCAUCCAAAGAGGUUUAAGAUGGCGGUCACGAUGACAUGAUCCAAUGGCUGCCAUUUUGAGUCCCCUUGACCUCUCUGGCAGAUGCCCGUAACUAUUUUAGCUGUUUUUUGUUUUGGCCUCAAAGUGUUCUCCAAGAAUUUCAUUUAGAUUUGAUGCAGCCGGUGGAUUUCUUGCCCCGAAUAACAUCACAUUCCUGGAAACGGCUGUUUUAUGGGGGCGGUGAGCGAAAUCCUGUGGCUUCACUAGCGACUCCUGUUCUCUGUGGUCGUUGCUAAGAAAAAGGCAAAUUAAAGCAAGAAGCACAAAGUGGAAAAGCACUUGGUUUUUUUUUUUUUUUCCAAAAAUGACUGAGCUUAAUUUCACAUUAAGCGUUCGCUCAACGUUCGCUCAAUUGGCAGUAGGAAAUUGGUUUGGAAUCAAGAGGGAUAACGGACCAAAAAAAAAACCAUUUUGGAAACUUGUAGUAAUGUACUGUUCUGUGGUUAUGGGAGAAAUAAGUGUUUUUUCUUUUUUUAAGAAAAAAGAAAAACAAAAAAAAAUCAGGGUUAAAUUGUUCUUACCGUUAGCACAAUAGAAAACUUUGAUAUGUUAGAAACUAGAAUAGAGACUCGAUCUCAGAAUACCCACCCAAUAUAAUUUGUUUUCCAUCACAUUCCUUCUGUAGUUUAUCUUAACGUGGGCUCCAGAUGUUUUGAAACAAAACUGGCACAAAGACAACCAGUUUAGUUUUUGCUCCAUAAUUUUUUACUUCUUUCAUCAAAAAUUUUAUUUCUGCCACUCAUCCGGUACGGAUUCCCUCUUAACCGUGGCGAAUAAACUUCAAAUGCAUCAUUUAUAUCUGCAAGUCUUUUUCCCUUCCCUAGACCAAAUGUCUGCCUUCCACUUUUAAUUCCAUUUAAAACCAUUACAGUUUCUCAGUCUUUAGUUAAAAUUAACAAGGAUUUUUUCAAAUCUCAUUUGUUGGAAGAUCUGAAACUCCAGGGAUAGUUACUCUCAGAGACAAUCUUAACUGUUGGUCGUGAAGAAUUGACACUGACUUAAUGGUUACACCAUCAUUCUCUUCCUAUUCUAUAGUCCAAACCAUGUUAAAGCAGAAAUCUUGGUUACGUUAACCACAGUUACUAAUUAGUAACCACAAACUGUUCAGUUGUGAUGAAGACACAUAGAUGGAGAGGGGAAGGUGGCAUUCCCAGCAACUGUGUGAACCAAAAGUAACAGAAAAUGAGUGUUGAAUCUGCUGUUAGCCCCAACAGAAAUUUUAAUUUAUAUGAUUCCUGUUUUUGUGUGAAAUGUGUGCAUAUGGUACACGCUCCUUGUCUCAUAUUUAAUCUUUACUCUCUUGUGUGUUUGUGUUUUUUCCUCCUCCAUCAGUGUAGAAAAAAAAAUGUCUAAGGUUGUUGUCUUUCCAAAGAGAUGUGAUGUUUUCAAUUUUGGCACAGUCUUUUCGGAAGUGAGCUGACUUUUACAGAGCUUUCUUGCAACGUACAGCAGAAAGUAUUACAUGAUUGUGUAGUUUGUUUGUUUUUUGUUCGUCGUUUCACGAUUUCUAAAGAAUGCUGGAAUGUUAAUCUAACAUUUUUAUCCUUUUGGGAUACGCCUGCAUAUUCAAAAUAUACCAAAGCAUUGCUCAUUCCAUCUCUUAGGUUUCAGCGGAGUAAUUUUGUGCGUCUCCUUUACGUGCUCCAAUUAUUUCAGAUUGAGUCAGAUUGCCAAAAAACACAAUCACACCAGAGGGCUGAACACCUCCUUAGGAUAACUUGGGUUUCAAAAUAAGCUACUUUUCAGAUGAUAAGAACAGGACGACAAUUUCUGUUCUGCAAACUAUUAUAUUAUGCAUUUGUGUUUACAAGGGAAAAAAAAUGUAUCUGUGUACACAGAUGUCCAACAGCUGUCAGUAUCCUGUAACAAGCAGUCAUCUCAAAUAAUAAUAAUAAUAAAAUAUGUAAAUGUUG